CCCCCUCGUGCUGCGAUGGUCGAUCACGUCCCGCCGGCCCGCUCCGUGUCGUCCUGCACUGCUGCGGCCACCGCGGAACCAUGGCUGUGCUCGUCGUGCUCUUGUCCUUCUUGGUGGCGGGCAGUUCCUUUCAGUCUUGACAGCGUUGCAAAUUCCAUUCACUCCUUAUUUUCUGAAGAAACUCCUGUAGUUUUACAGUUGGCUCCCAGUGAGGAAAGAGUGUACAUGGUGGGGAAGGCAAACUCGGUUUUUGAAGAUCUCUCAGUAACACUAAGACAGCUCCGCAAUCGACUGUUUCAAGAAAACUCUGUUCUCAGUUCACUUCCCCUCAAUUCUCUGAGUAGGAACAAUGAAGUUGAUCUGCUUUUUCUUUCUGAACUGCAAGUGCUACAUGAUAUUUCAAGUUUGUUGUCUCGACAUAAGCAUCUAGCCAAGGAUCACUCUCCUGAUUUAUACUCACUGGAGCUGGCAGGUUUGGACGAAAUUGGGAAACGUUACGGGGAAGACUCUGAACAAUUUAGAGAUGCUUCUAAGAUCCUUGUUGAUGCUCUACAAAAGUUUGCAGAUGACAUGUACAAUCUCUACAGUGGGAAUGCAGUGGUAGAGUUAGUGACUGUCAGAUCGUUCGACACAUCCCUUGCGAGGAAGACUAGGACUAUCCUUGAGGCAAAACAAGCGAAGGACCCAUCAAGUACCUAUAACCUCGCAUAUAAGUAUAAUUUUGAAUAUCCAGUGGUUUUCAACAUGAUACUCUGGAUAAUGAUCGCCUUGGCCUUGGCUGUGAUUAUCACCUCUUACAAUAUUUGGAACAUGGAUCCUGGAUAUGAUAGCAUCAUUUAUAGGAUGACAAACCAGAAGAUUCGAAUGGAUUGAACUUUCCUUAUGCCAACUUAGAAAAGGGGUUUGGAAAUCGGCUGUUUCGUUAUAAUAAAUCUUUUAGUGUAAAGUAGAUAGUAUAAAUUUAUAAAAAAGCAGAUUGUGUUCUCGCUUUUAUGUGCCUGUGAGAUGAUGUUCUUUUAGAGUGAAUUAAUUAUAGUAUUGAUGUGAGUUGAUCUGUGUGAUACAGGUUCCAUAAUAUGCUCAAAUACUAUGAUUGAUAUAACCAUUUAAUAUGAAUUUCAUUCCAUUUAAUAUUUGGAAACAUGCACUGAAAUAACAGUUUGUGUUAUUUAUGUUGGGAAAAUGCACUGACUUUGAAAUGCUUAACUUACUUCCUUACACAGGACAGGUGAAAGUGAUAACUGGACUGUUAUAUACUACGAACAUAAACAUCUUAAUCUGAAACGAGUAAAGUAAAGGUUUUUAACUUCAAGCAGCUCUAAACUACGUAUGUCUAUGUAUGUGCUUAUAUAGUCACUUACUUAGAUUUGGACUUUCAUCUGAUUGACAGACUAUAGCUGUUUUUUAACCUCUUCUGAAAGUUUGGUGAUCCGAAUGGUCAGGUGUGGAUAUUAAAGAUACUACAUUUAUCUAAGAAGGAACUAGCUUUGUGGAGUUACACACAAAAACAUUUGGGGGACAUCUUGGGGCAUGAUUUAAUUUUUCCCCUUUUGUAAGUAAGUUACUCUGGUUUGCAGUACAACAUCGUUCUAUAGAACGUUAAGUGGAAGUAGAUGCUCCCUACUUUUCAUGUGGAAGUGGACCAAUGUCUAUAAAGAGUGGCAAAUAAAGUUAAUAAUGAUUCCAAA
Molecule: messenger RNA, 1688 nt
Organism: Balaenoptera musculus (blue whale)
Lineage: Eukaryota; Metazoa; Chordata; Mammalia; Artiodactyla; Balaenopteridae
Product: renin receptor-like
Exons: 1
Coding region: 16-873 (285 amino acids)
Biological process (GO): positive regulation of Wnt signaling pathway
Cellular component (GO): membrane; external side of plasma membrane
Molecular function (GO): signaling receptor activity
Source: RefSeq, a predicted model, not a curated record